Molecule: messenger RNA, 2193 nt
Organism: Sorghum bicolor (sorghum)
Lineage: Eukaryota; Viridiplantae; Streptophyta; Magnoliopsida; Poales; Poaceae
Product: polyadenylate-binding protein-interacting protein 7
Exons: 6
Coding region: 412-2010 (532 amino acids)
Source: RefSeq, a predicted model, not a curated record
CACCACCCCCUCUCCCUCCCUCACCUCGCCUCAGCUCACGGCCUCACCCAUCCACCCACCCACCCGCCUCGCCUCCAUCCACAGCGACCACGCCCCUCCCAUCUUCGCUCUCUCCGCUCACCUCCACUUCCCCGUCCCCGCCCCGGUCUCCGUCCUUGACACGGGCGCGCACCCGUCCGCCUCCGACUGACCGGAGCCGACUCGACCUUGUUCAGGAGGGAGGGAGAGCCCGAACCGCGGCGGGGCGGGAGGGCUCCUUUUAGUUUGCCCCGCCGGAGGGCCAGCCGCCCCAUGGGCCGGUCGCCUGAGCGCGCUACGUAUCAGCUCAUCGACCGGCGGAAAGGGCUUGGGUAAAUCAUUGUUGAACGCAUCUCUCUUGUACAUGUAACAUUGCAUGUAAUUUCUGUUAAGAUGAGUUCACUAAAUAAAGUUGUUUCAAAUAGUGGAGAUGCGUGUUCAGUGUUACCUAGUAAAGUCACAUCAUUAAAUCCCAAUGCAGCCGAGUUUGUACCUUCAUUUGUUAAACCAUCUCUUGGAAGUACUACAGUUCCAGAUGUAACUAAGUCAGAUUUUAGGGUUUCUUCUGGAAAAACAAUCCUAGAUAGGUCCGAGUCAUCAAAGUCUAAUAACUCGGAUGAUGAGGCACACCAGUUUUGGCGUAAGCAGCUACCCGAUGACAUUAUUCCAGACUUCACUUCUUUUGAGAAAGUUGAACAAGGGCCUGAAGAACUGUCCCUUGUUGGAUUGUCCUUGAAUGCACCCCCCUUUUAUGGGACAACAUCCAGUCGCUUCUCAAGAGAACAUCACGAAUUAUCUUCUCCAGCUACCAAGGGCCUGGAACUGGAACAUACGAAUCUGCUGUAUGAAGAUAAUUAUCUGGGUUCAACCAACUGGGAGCAAAAUUAUAUUGGUGAUCUUCAUAUUGCUAAUGGAAAUCAGGACCUUCAUUAUGAUUCUGAAACUGGUGUAAGCUUUGCUGAUAGUUUUGCUAGUGAGUAUGCUGCCUCAUCAGAUGGCCUUGUUGCUCCCCUGGAGUACUUAGCAUCUCAGUUCCCUGGAUUUUCAGCAGAGAGCCUUGCAGAGCUGUACUACGCAAAUGGGUGUGAUUUCAACCAUACCAUUGAAAUCCUCACCCAGCUAGAGAUGCAAGUUGAUGCUACACCCAAUCACACACUGAGUCUGGCCCACAGCACACCAAACUUUAGCACUGGGGAUUUCCCUGCACUUCCAGGUGUCGAGAACCAAAAUGGUUUCAGUAAGGGUAACGUGGAUGUACUUGGCAUGUUUAAUGGGCGUGGUUCAUCUGCAAUGCCUACUGGAGCUGGUGAUUUUGUUUCAGCUGUUCGCAAACUUGCGUCGCAGAAUUCUGGCCAGUGGAAGUUUAAAAAAGGUCCUGAAUAUGGUAAUGGUGUUUCAGCUCUUUCUGUACCCAAACAGUACAGUUCUAGCACUAAGCAAUCAUCUGGGAAUAAGUUUCAAAGUAUCAGCAGUGCAAGAGUUGCCCCAUGGCUUGAGACUGGCGAUGCAGUGGCAAAUAUGUACUCAGAAUCAAGAGGAGAAGCUCGUGAUUUUGCUAGGGUCCGAAAUGCGUGCUUCGAGCAGGCUAGACAGGCUUACUUGGUUGGCAACAAGGCUCUUGCGAAGGAACUCAGCAUGAAGGGGCAGGCAUACAAUGCGCAAAUGAAAUCAGCUCAUGAGAAAGCUAGAGAAGCUAUUUACCGACAAAGGAAUCCUGUUUCUUCCCAACGUGGGGGUGACCGCCUGAUUGAUUUACAUGGGUUGCAUGUGAAUGAAGCAAUCCACAUCCUGAAGGGUGAGCUCACUGCCUUGAAGAGCGCAGCGAGGGCAGCAGGGGAGAGGAUGCAAGUCAUGGUUUGCGUUGGAACGGGCCACCACACCAAGGGCUCUCGCACUGCGAGGUUGCCUAUAGCUGUGGAGCAGUUCCUCCUGGAUGAAGGCCUCCAGUACACGCAGCCACAGGCGGGUCUGCUCCGAGUGAUGGUGUACUAACAUCAACAAAAAAAAAAGGAGAAAAGAGAUGUACGAAAACACAAAAAAAAGCGUCGUUGGAGCACGCACUGUAAUUCCUUGUAGCUGUAUAUUAAAAGAGGCAGCAGGAGAAUAGCCUGACAACAGAAUACAGUGUAAAAUUAUACAUAGCUUCAUUCAAUUCACAUUCCUUUUCCAUCGGUC